Magnolia sinica is the source of this 2471-nucleotide messenger RNA. Its product is annotated as pentatricopeptide repeat-containing protein At5g50390, chloroplastic-like. Gene Ontology annotation, molecular function: RNA binding; protein binding; zinc ion binding. The transcript has a single exon. The coding region runs from base 206 to 2305 and encodes 699 amino acids. NCBI's taxonomy places the organism in Eukaryota, Viridiplantae, Streptophyta, Magnoliopsida, Magnoliales, Magnoliaceae. Gene Ontology annotation, biological process: RNA modification. The record is from RefSeq and is a predicted model, not a curated record.
AACUCUCCCAAACACCAAGGAGGACGGAGUUCUCAAGGCUGGAAAAUCCCAACAUGAGCGAGGAACAGAACUACCCAACUCCCACCAACAUCAACGACCUUCUUCUCAUCACCCUCCGCUCAAUCCCAAGCAUCGAUUUUUUUCCAUCCCUUGUCCAUCCGAUUCAAAUCCUCCACCUCUCUUCCCCUUCCUCUGUAAAUCCUCUAUGGAAAGAAUCAUGCUAUCACCCUUUCCCACCAUAUUUUCAGAUCCAAUCCAAAACAAUUCCAGAAUCCCACGCCUUCUCUCGGAUUCCAGCACUCUCUUCUUCUGUAAAUCUGAUUUCUCAUUGCCCAGAAGGAAGAACCGAGCUCAAAUUACCUGCUCUUCUCUUGAACAAGGUCUCCAUCCUAAACCCAGGCCGAAACCGAGUCGAAUUCAUGAAGAUCUCGACUCAGAGGCCGAUUCUCAAAAAACCCAGAUGAGAAAACCUGCUACGAGCCUUGGGAAUCAAAUCGAGAAGUUGGUUUUCUUCAAAAGGUAUGGUGAAGCUCUUGAACUGUUUGAAAUUGUAGAAUGCAAGGACGAUUUUGUCUUAGAAGGUAGUACAUAUGAUUCUCUCGUAAAUGCUUGUAUUGGAUUGAGGUCGAUUAGAGGUGUGAAAAGGGUGUUUAAUCACAUGGUCGAGAGUGGGUUCGAACCGGAUCAGUAUUUGAGGAACAGAAUGUUGUUGAUGCAUGUGAAGUGUGGGAUGAUGAUAGAUGCCCGCCGGCUGUUUGAUGAAAUGCCUGAAAGGAACUUGGUUUCUUGGAACACCAUUAUAGGAGGGCUGGUUGACUCAGGUGAUUACAAAGAGGCGUACCAGUUGUUCUUGUUGAUGUGGAAGGAGUUCUCUGAUGCUGGGUCCCGCACGUUUGCUACUGCCCUCAGGGCUUGUGCUGGAUUGGGACUGGUUUUUGCCGGUCAGCAGUUGCAUUCCUGCGUGUCGAAGAUGGGGAUAGAUGGAGAUAUAUUCGUGUCAUGCGCGCUGAUUGAUAUGUACAGUAAGUGUGGGAGCAUUGAAGAUGCUCAAUUUGUUUUUGAUGAGAUGCCGCAAAAGACAGUAGUUGGGUGGAAUUCGAUUAUAGCAGGGUAUGCACUUCAUGGCUAUAGUGAGGAAGCUCUCAAUCUAUAUCAUGAAAUGAGAAAAUUGGGUGUGAAGAUGGAUCACUUCACUUAUUCGAUAAUUAUUAGAAUUUGCACCAGACUGGCUUCAUUAGAACAUGCCAAGCAAGCUCAUGCUGGUCUGGUGCGUCAUGGUUUUGGUUUGGAUAUAGUGGCUAACACAGCAUUGGUGGACUUCUAUAGCAAAUGGGGUAGGGUUGAAGAUGCACAGACCGUUUUUGAUAAGAUGCCACACAAAAAUGUCAUAUCUUGGAAUGCUUUGAUAGCUGGAUAUGCCAACCAUGGCCAAGGAAAUGAGGCUGUUGAAAUGUUUGAGAAGAUGCUUCAUGAUGGAAUGAUUCCAAACCACGUUACCUUUCUUGCUGUUUUAUCCGCCUGCAGUUAUUCUGGAUUAUCAGAUGAAGGAUGGGAGAUUUUUGAGUCAAUGAGUCGAGACCAUAAGAUCAAGCCUCGGGCAAUGCAUUAUGCUUGUAUGAUUGAGUUGUUGGGCCGAGAAGGGCUUUUAGAUGAAGCUUUUGCUUUGAUAAGAGAUGCUCCCUUCAGCCCUACAGAGAACAUGUGGGCUGCCUUGCUGACAGCUUGUAGAAUUCACAAGAACUCAGAGCUCGGAAGGUUUUCUGCAGAAAGGCUUCUCGGAAUGGAGCCCGAAAAGCUAAGUAAUUAUAUCGUGCUUUUGAAUAUAUAUAACAGUUCUGGGAGGCCAGAUGAAGCUGCCAAGGUGUUAGGGACCUUGAAGAGAAGGGGAUUGAGGUUGCUUCCCGCCUGUAGUUGGAUUGAGAUCAAGAAACGAACUCAUGGGUUUCUUUUUGGUGAUAAAUCUCAUCCUCAAAGCAAAGAGAUUUAUAAAAGAUUGGAUGACUUGAUGGAGGAAAUCGCCAAAGAAGGCUACAUUCCUGGUGGGAGAUCUUUGCUUCCUGAUGUGGAAGAACAGGAAGAACGAAUGUCGGUGCAUCAUAGUGAGAAGUUGGCUGUUGCUUUCGGGCUUAUCAGUACGUCUGAUUCAACUCCACUGCAGGUAGUUCAAAGCCAUCGGAUCUGCAGCAAUUGCCAUGAUGUUAUUAAACUGAUAGCCAUGGUUGCUAAACGGGAAAUUGUCCUGAGAGAUGCGAGCCGAUUUCAUCAUUUCAAACAUGGGUCUUGUUCUUGUGGGGAUUAUUGGUGAUUAUACAAAUUCAGGAUACCGUAGCCUAGCCUGCGGAAAGAUUCAAUUUAGCAGCGUGAGGAUGUUUUGCUCCAUCCAUUUCAAUGCAAAGAAAGUUGCAGUGUAUGUCUUUGUACUCCAUAGGAAUAACACAGUCUAAUACAAGAUGUAUACUAAUUAUUUAGCA